AGCCCAACAAGGGAUAUCACAAUUCACAGAAGUUAUAAAGAGGUUAGGGUUCCAACUGACCGAAGAACCCUAACGCCCACAAGGAAGCAAAGAGAUACUCAGCGGCUGUAACAGAUAUUGCAGAAUGAAGGUUGUCGCAGCGUAUUUGUUGGCUCUUUUGGGAGGUAACACUACCCCAUCAGCUGAAGAUUUGAAGAAAAUUCUCGGUUCAGUUGGAGCUGAAGCCGAUGAUGAUAGAAUCGAAUUGCUCUUGUCUGAAGUCAAGGGUAAAGAUAUCACUGAAUUGAUUGCAUCCGGAAGGGAAAAGUUGGCUUCAGUUCCAUCCGGUGGUGGUGGUGUUGCUGUUGCUGCCGCCGCUGGUGGUGCUGCACCUGCUGCUGCAGCAGCUGCUGAACCAAAGAAAGAGGAGAAAGUUGAGGAGAAGGAGGAGUCUGAUGAUGAAAUGGGAUUCAGUUUAUUUGAUGACUAGAAGGGUGGUGAUACUUUUGUGUUCUGUUUUGAUGCAUCUAAGGUUUUAUAUUUUGUUAUGAAGUUUUGGUAUUUUUUAGCUUGAAUUAUGUGAGACAAUUAAAAAGAUCUUGGAUGUAAAAGGAUUAGUUGAAAAUUUUAAGAUUUUUAAUUGAAGUGGUUUGAUUUGAUA
Molecule: messenger RNA, 640 nt
Organism: Lactuca sativa (garden lettuce)
Lineage: Eukaryota; Viridiplantae; Streptophyta; Magnoliopsida; Asterales; Asteraceae
Product: large ribosomal subunit protein P2B
Biological process (GO): cytoplasmic translational elongation
Cellular component (GO): cytosolic large ribosomal subunit; ribosome
Molecular function (GO): structural constituent of ribosome
Source: RefSeq, a predicted model, not a curated record